AUGAUGAAAAAUGUUCUCAAUAGCGAAGAUUCAUCUGUUGCUCUAUUGAAAAACAAUGAUCGAGUCAUAACCAAUGGAUACAAAUCCGAGAUUCUAGGUCAAUUGAUUACAUUUUUGCUCGAUCAAUCACAAAGUACCAAUGAUCAAUCAACUUAUGAUGUUCUUGGUUUUGAAAGCGAGUCCAACCAUUCGUUUUUCGAUCAUCUUAUUCGAUCGCAACAUUUUCUAGAGAAUGGCAUUGACACUAAUCAUAAUCGAUCUCUUGAAGGAGUUGAAUCGGAAGUGAGUUCAGUACCAGAUGCAAUCCAUGAUACCUGUAUCAAUACUACAAUAAACAAUCUGACAAGCCAAAAUGAACAAAAUCGAUUAGUAACUAGUCAAAAGAAACAUAUUAUUCUCAAAUAUAUCGGUAAAAUGCAUCUUAUCGAUGAUACAUGGAAUAAAAGCAAUGAAAAUGUUAUUGAAAGACGACAAUUGGCUGAUCAACAACUUUAUGGUUUCCUAUUUUCUGUGGCUCGUGUCGAAAACGUGAUUGAAAAAGAUCUCUUAAGAUCAACAACUCCAAACAAACGUCAAUUCUAUCGUAGUACUGGUGAAGAAGAAUCGUUCCACUCAAUGUUAUUCAAGAACGAAGACGAUUUAAAAACGAAAUCAAAUUUGUUCACUCAAGAUAAUUCUAGUACGGAAUCAUCCCAUAUCGAAAUUCAAAAAUUGAUGAAUACAAUUAAAGAAAAAGAUACACAAAUUGCAUAUCUAAAUCAACAAUACAAUCAAAUUCGUAGUACACAAUUGCGUGUUUUACAGCAAGUUGACAAAAUCAUAAAUCGGGUAAUCAAUCUUAAACAACAAUACGAUAUAAAGCAAGAUAAAAUUGAACAAAUUAAAAAAGAAUUUGAUUUCAUUCUAGAACAUUUUGACAAUGCUAAAUUAGACGUAGAAAUAAUUAAACCAAUCAUAACUUCGAAUGGCGAUUUAUAUUUCGCUGAUAAAACAGUUGAAAAUAAAAAUCAAUUACAACAAGAUAUUUAUCAAUUCGAAAUAGGAAAGAAACAUAAAAUGAUCAAUUAUCUGAAUGCAAACGAACAAAAAACAAGAGAAUAUUGUCAAAUCGAAUCAGAAGUUGACAUAAAUGAUCAUAAAUAUGAAGACGAUAUUCAUAUUAGUGAAAAAAAGAAGCAGACAAAUGAUGGAAUCAAUCAAUCGAACGAAAAAGUUCAAUUAAAAUUGACAUAUUCACUGCGAACUGAUUCAAUCGGUGCACCAUGCACUGUAGCCGAGGCACUGAUGAAUGAAAGUGCUCUCGACACGUUGAACCGAUGGUUGGAGACUCAAACUGCUGAGAGACGUGUGACUUGGGCAUUAUGUGAAUUACCAGGCACCUAUGCCCUAUCAUCAAGUUUUGGUGCACAAGCUGCAGCUUCGCUACACUUAUUGACAGCACAGAAACCUGAUAUUCCAGUAUUACUCAUAGAUACAGGUUACCUUUUUCCAGAGACCUAUAGUUUCAUUGAUCAAUUACAUGAAUGUUUACAACUCAAUCUUAAUGUAUUGCGUCCAGAGAUUUCAGCUGCUUGGCUUGAAGUACGUCAUGGUCGUUUAUGGGAAAAAGGUUUAGAUGGAAUCGAUCUUUACAAUCAUCUAGUAAAAAUCAAGCCAAUGCAACUUGCUCUAGAAAAUCUUGGUGUUGAAACUUGGUUUGCUGGUCUACGUCGCAAUCAAUCUGAAAGUCGCCAAGGAAUUCGCAUUAUUGAACGUCAAAAUGGCCGAUGGAAAGUGCAUCCAAUAGCUGAUUGGACUGAUAGCGAUGUUGACAUGUAUUUAAAACGACACAAUUUGCCAUAUCAUCCACUUUGGGAAAAAGGUUAUGUUUCGAUUGGAGAUAUUCAUACUACUCGACCUUGGGAACCUGGUCUACGUCAAGAAGAUACUCGUUUCUUCGGUCUAAAGCGCGAAUGUGGCCUUCAUCAACACAGUUGA
Molecule: messenger RNA, 1977 nt
Organism: Rotaria sordida
Lineage: Eukaryota; Metazoa; Rotifera; Eurotatoria; Philodinida; Philodinidae
Source: the annotation of a GenBank genome assembly